Topomyia yanbarensis is the source of this 1718-nucleotide messenger RNA. RefSeq names its product borealin-like. The coding region runs from base 184 to 1107 and encodes 307 amino acids. The transcript has 6 exons. Gene Ontology annotation, cellular component: spindle midzone; chromosome passenger complex; chromosome, centromeric region. The record is from RefSeq and is a predicted model, not a curated record. NCBI's taxonomy places the organism in Eukaryota, Metazoa, Arthropoda, Insecta, Diptera, Culicidae. Gene Ontology annotation, biological process: mitotic sister chromatid segregation.
GGAUUUCAAGCCUGCAUUCACGAUGCGUUCGCGGCAUUAACGGACUUUUUCCAUCUGCUAUCCUUGCUAGUUAGUGAAUCUAAAGCUCGUGAAAUUGACCUGAAAUUUGUGCUAAAUAUUCCACGAAACAGUCGUUUUCCUAGUAAACAGACUCAAGGAUUCAAUCUGCAAUAUAUUACCGAAAUGACUCGCACAAAAAUUCGUCGGGCAGUUAGUAAAAAGCGAGGAUCUGCAGAUGAACGAACUCGCAUUGAGAACAAAAUGAGAGACUUUGAAGUUAAUGUUGAAUGUGAGCUGGCUAAUUUGGAACUUAAAUUCCGAGAUGAAAUGGAUCGAAUUCAGCAACUAAUUGAUGGAAUGAAAGCCAGAAUACCGAGAAAGCUACAAACAAUGACUAUGGACCAGUUAAAAGAAUAUAACGAGGAAGCGGAAAUAAUAGAGGCGUCUUUCUUUGGGGAUCGUACACAUAUGACGGCAAACAUGAGCGCUAUGUUGGAAAAAUCUGCCCGUAAGAAGUCAAAAGAUGACGGUUACCUUACAGAGGAAAGCGAUAAUCACGAGCGUCUGUCGACGCUGUUCUCAUCAAAACGCAUGGGACCACUGAUGUCAGCAAAGUAUCGACGAAGAAGUAAAUCUACAAGCGCAAUCAACAACUCUACCACAAAUCACAGUCUUUUCCAGUCAAUGACCGCAAAUAAAUCAGUUCUCGGGAGAGCACUAGGAACAAGUGUUACUGCUAAGGAUCGUGCCUCAAGGUCCAAAAUCAAAACGCCAAUGACAAACCGCACCAAGGCAAUCAGUGUUGACCGUAUGUAUGGCCCCAUUACACCCAAAGUGCACCCGAACUCUGCGAUGGCCAUAAUUCGUCAUGCCAGACUGGGAGAGUGUGUCUACUCAAUCACGGGCAGUCCGGUUAUCACUGCAAACAUGCUUGAGUCGACUGCUAACGUGAACAUUCCGGUGGCAAAUGGAAUGUUGGCUAUUCGACCGACCGAGAUGGACUCGGUUGAUCCAGCGAUUGUGGGAAAAAUUGAUCCUAAUGUGCUGAGUGAGCUAAAACAGUUGCAGGAGAAUCUAAAUGUGAUCAUGCGAACACUCAAACUGUGAACAACUAUGCCAUUUUUAUGCUUUUUAUUUUUAGAGUUUACCUCUUUAUCGCCAACAAAUAUGAAACGAACAGUUAGAUAUAACAAUUGAUUGUAAUUUUAGAAGUUUGGGGAGUUUUCUCCAAUUUGUUCAUAAAUUGUUCUUAAUUUUGUGACGAACUUUGGUGAAAUACAUAUUUUUCAAUUUCUUUUAAAACCAGGAACACCCCUACGCAAUUUGAAACAAUUUUUUUGCAAAGAAAAUGUUCAUACUUUUGUUUCUAAAGACACAAAUGUUACUACUACGGCUACGUUCACACAAACAUAUCAAAAGUGGUGAAUCAUAAUAAGGAUGGCAAAAGCAAUUAAUGGGAUCAAAAUUCAUCAUUUUUACAAUAUCCAGGAAAAAUGUCCACUAUUUUGUUGAUCAUGCCGGACAUAUGCCCCGUAAUUUUCCAGUCACUACUGAUGGUAAAAUCGACCCGCUUUCUUCGAGUGUUUUUAAUCAUUAUUUCAAUAUAUAGAAAUUGUUAAGUUGUCCCCGGGCUGCAACGGCCUUUGUAGUCAACGAAUUAAAAGCAUCUCUUAGUCCGCAAAUAUGCAUUAAAAUAUACAAAUCGUACUGAGUUUAAA